GGUGAAGGUUCAAGCACACCUGUAGAGGUUUAGCAACAAGGUUAUUGUGAGAAAGAGGUGGAGACCAAGGAAGGAGUGAUGGAAUGAUCCCGGUAAAGGGAUAAUGGGAGUAUAGGAAAGAGAGGAUCAGGGAUUGGAGAGGGAGCAGAUAUAUGGCUGCAGAAAUUAAGGAGGUAUGCUCAUCCCAGAGGAAUCAGUAUUCUUACUCAUUUUUUUAAAGGAAGCAACCCUAAUGCCCAGUUUCCACUGGAAGAAAAGAUGCCCCUAGAUUCUAUGUUGGGGAAAGGAGUUGUCUCAGCUUGGGUGAUUAAGAAGGCAGAUAGGAAGGAAGGAACUAGUAAAGAAAAAGUACUGAGGUUAAAAGAGCAUGAAGGACAGUGGCAGGGAGAGGAGGCUGGACUGCUGGGAGAUAGCUGGGGGUACAAAAGGCAGAGACCAGUCAAGAGGGUUGGAGAACGAGGUGCGUCGAGAAGGAGUCCUGAAGAGAAAAGGAACAACUCAGUGCUUGGCAUAUAGUGGCGAGAAUGGAGCUGUGGCCAGGGGCAUGGACACUGCUGCUGCUGCUCUUCCUGCUGCUGCUCUUCCUGCUGCCCACCCUGUGGUUCUGCAGCCCCAGUGCCAAGUACUUCUUCAAGAUGGCCUUCUACAAUGGUUGGAUCCUCUUCCUGGCUGUGCUAGCUAUCCCUGUGUGUGCUGUGCGAGGACGCAACGUUGAGAACAUGAAGAUCUUGCGGCUGAUGCUGCUCCACAUCAAAUACCUGUACGGGAUCCGAGUGGAGGUGCGUGGGGCUCACCACUUCCCUCCUUCACAGCCCUACGUUGUCGUCUCCAACCACCAAAGCUCCCUCGACCUGCUUGGGAUGAUGGAGGUACUGCCAGGCCGCUGUGUGCCCAUUGCCAAGCGGGAGCUACUGUGGGCCGGCUCUGCUGGGCUGGCCUGCUGGCUGGCAGGAGUCAUCUUCAUCGACCGGAAGCGCACUGGAGAUGCCAUCAGUGUCAUGUCUGAAGUCGCCCAGACCCUGCUAACCCAGGAUGUGCGGGUCUGGGUUUUUCCUGAGGGCACAAGAAAUCACAACGGCUCCAUGCUGCCCUUCAAGCGGGGCGCCUUCCACCUUGCAGUACAGGCCCAGGUUCCCAUUGUCCCCAUAGUCAUGUCCUCCUAUCAAGACUUCUACUGCAAGAAGGAGCGCCGCUUUACUUCAGGGCGAUGUCAGGUUCGGGUGCUGCCCCCAGUGCCCACAGAAGGGCUGACACCAGAUGACGUCCCAGGUCUGGCUGACAGAGUCCGGCACUCCAUGCUCACUGUUUUCCAAGAAAUCUCCACUGAUGGCCGGGGUGGUGGUGACUAUAUGAAGAAGCCUGGAGGGGUGGGUGAGGCCCGGCUCUGAGCUCCCCUCUCAUCUACUGUCACCUGCCUCCCCACACCUACCAGCCCAGUGGGCCAACCCUCUAUCUCAUUUCCCCUCUCCCCACUUGUUCCCCUCUUUGGAAUCUUCAACUUCUGAAGUGAAUGUGGACACAGCACUGCUUUUUGCCCCUUCCCAGUUCCCCUCAUGGACUCUUGCCUCAGUACAGUCUCCACUCUGACCUCCACCCACCUCCUGUGCCAUCUUGUCUGUGGGACAGUUGCCUCCUCCUCAUCUCCAGUGGCUCAGCCUACACAAGGGUGGGAACACUCCAUCCUGUCCCCCGUGAACCCUUUCUUUGUGGUUUUUCUCUCCUUUCCACCCAACAUUGGCCAGUGAAUUCAUCCAUUCUGUGGAACAGUUCCCCACCCCAUCCCAAGUCCAUGGAUUCAGUGGAUUGGAUUCAUGCUGUGGCUGGAAGCUGAUGCCUGGAACACUCCCCCAGGCUCAUCCUGGGAACGCUCCUCAGAACCUUCACCCUCCCUCCCAUGGUGCCUCCUGUUAGUUGAGGCUGGAUUCUUUUUACUCAGAGGUGUCAUCAUUGUCCGUGCCCAGGUGCCCAGGUUUGAGCACACUCCUGGAUACCAGUUUGGGCUUCAUAUUUCUGCUUCCCCCGUCUCCGUGGUACAGUUUUUCAGUGGUCCUGGCCCCAACCCAGCCCCCUGUAGCCCUGCUGUACCAUUCUAACCAGAUACAAGGGGAAGAGGCAGACAUCAGGUGCUGUAUCACUUCUGCUCACUGAGAAGUUGGGGAAAGGAACUGAACCCUGACUGGAGGGGAUGGGAGGGCUUUUAAUUUAUUUCUCUUUCUUUUGAGGCUUCCCCUCUGAGCCAGUUUUCAUUUCCUCCCCUGUGGCAUUAGCCACUCCCUGCCUCCCACACUGUGCCCACAACUGGGAAUGUGGGCUGGGAGCAAAAGGAGAGGGUGGGACCCAGUUUUGCGUGGUUGGUUUUUUUAUUAAUUAUCUGGAUAACAGCAAGAAACUGAGAAUAAAGAUUGAGAGAGA
Molecule: messenger RNA, 2412 nt
Organism: Manis pentadactyla (Chinese pangolin)
Lineage: Eukaryota; Metazoa; Chordata; Mammalia; Pholidota; Manidae
Gene: AGPAT1
Product: 1-acylglycerol-3-phosphate O-acyltransferase 1
Exons: 7
Coding region: 525-1388 (287 amino acids)
Biological process (GO): phosphatidic acid biosynthetic process
Cellular component (GO): endoplasmic reticulum; membrane
Molecular function (GO): 1-acylglycerol-3-phosphate O-acyltransferase activity
Source: RefSeq, a predicted model, not a curated record